This is a messenger RNA of Penaeus indicus, 1359 nucleotides long. Its product is annotated as baculoviral IAP repeat-containing protein 7-B-like. Gene Ontology annotation, biological process: positive regulation of protein ubiquitination; negative regulation of apoptotic process; regulation of cell cycle. Gene Ontology annotation, molecular function: cysteine-type endopeptidase inhibitor activity involved in apoptotic process; ubiquitin protein ligase activity. NCBI's taxonomy places the organism in Eukaryota, Metazoa, Arthropoda, Malacostraca, Decapoda, Penaeidae. The record is from RefSeq and is a predicted model, not a curated record. Gene Ontology annotation, cellular component: cytoplasm; nucleus.
AUGGAUAUAUCACAUCCUAACAGUUUUCUGCAGCAGGAAGAGUAUCGGUUAACCACGUUCAGCGAACAUGAGAUAUCUCCCAUCGAUACCACUAUAGUAUACAGGGACAUGCCGUUUGUCGGCUACGAUUGUCUGAGAUACGAAGAAAAGCGAUUAGGAACCUUCAUCGACUGGCCUCAUGAAUGGCUGAAACCGUCAGAAUUGGCGGCCGACGGAUUUUAUUAUCUCAGGAAAGAUGAUCACUGUGCGUGUAUCUUCUGCAGAGGGAUAGUUGGAACCUGGGAAAAAACUGACACGCCAAGAGGAGAACAUCAACGCCAUUUUCCCCAAUGUCCCUUUAUUAGGGGUCAGCCAACUGGAAAUGUUCCCAUUGUUCAAGGCAAUAUCUUAGCCAGGUUACCGGUACUACAUCCGAGUCUGGACGAUUGCGGAUCAAGACGUGUUGAGGCCGACGCUUGCAGAUUUUCGUCAAGACAUAUGGCCGGAUCGUAUCCCGAAUGCAGAGGAUCUCCGGAUGAAACUGGUCUCUACCAGCAUUCUAGACCGAAACGAAGUGAUUUCACGACACUAGAUAGCCGAUUGAAGAGCUAUGUCGAAGGAUGGCCCAUCCUCGGUCUGCAUGCACAAGAUCUUGCCGAAGCUGGAUUUUUUCUACUAAACACAGUUACCGUUAUUAUAUACAUAGGUCUGAGUGAUCAUGUUCGCUGUUUCCACUGCGGUAAGGGUCUUCGCAAUUGGAUAUCUAGCGACAUACCUUGGAAGGAACACGCUAGAUGGUAUCCUAAAUGCAGAUUUGUCUUAUUGAAGAAAGGCCAGGACUAUAUCAAUGAAGUCCAGCGAGAAUAUUCACCGUACACCCGCACAGCGAGUACUGUAUAUUCGGGUAUCGAUAAGGCUGCUUCCGGUAGCAGUAAUACCAACGGAGGUGCAAUCCGUAUCGAACAAGAAUUGGAUCUGUUGAUGAGUUUGGAUGUCGUCAAGUGUGUACUGGAAAUGGGAUAUCCUAGUUGUAUAGUCAGGGCCUGCCUUAAAGAUCGGGUUGAACAAACCGGCGAACCGUAUUUCGUUAUAGAGCCUUGCCUUGAAGAUGUUAUACAGAGAAUGAGCGUAACAGAGAAUCGGGUCGCAGAUAAUCGUUCUGAGAGUACAGAGCGUGAGCCGUCAUAUGACGAACAGAUGAAAGAAGAACUCGAACGGAUGCGUGAAGAUCGCACAUGUAAAGUGUGCAUGGACAGUGAAAUAGCUAUAGUGUUUCUUCCGUGCUCGCAUAUGGUUACGUGCGUUUCCUGUGCUGUCCUGAGACAGUGCCCCAUCUGUAGAAGAGACAUCAAACAUGUGUGCAGAGCUAUUGUAUCCUAA